This is a messenger RNA of Python bivittatus (Burmese python), 5638 nucleotides long. The record is from RefSeq and is a predicted model, not a curated record. Lineage: Eukaryota; Metazoa; Chordata; Lepidosauria; Squamata; Pythonidae.
GUUAUGUCCAAGAUGAUGACCUGAAAGAUGAGGAAGACAUAAAAGAGGAGGAAGAGGAUGAUGAUGAGAGCAACUCAACGGCUCAUCUUCAGGGCAGCAAUGACCCAGGAACAGAUGAAGAACAUGACAUGGCCCCUGAUCCAAGAGGAAGCUUCAGCUACCAGAAUUCCCCAGGAAGUCAUCUCUCCAAUCAGGAUGUGGAAAAUGAAUCGCUGCUGAGCGAUGCUAGUGACCAGGUGGCAGACAUUAAAAGCCUUUGCUCCAGGGAGGCACAGGACUCCAAAGGCAAUAUUCAUCCCAAGCACCCAAGUGAAGCGCAUAGCUGCAUGGAUAAAAUGACCGCUGUCUAUGCUAAUAUCCUUUCGGAUUCUUAUUGGACAGGUUUGGGGCUGGGGCUCAAGCUGUCCCCUUCUGAUAAGAGGGGAUGUGAUAAUAGAAACGGAGCAAGCAAAAGUGACUUUGAUUGGCAUCAGGAUGCACUGACCAAAAGCUUGCAGCAGAGUUUACCAGCUCGGCCCCUGUCCAAGCCAAACCUUUUCAGCUCCGUCCAGCUGUACAGGCAAAGCAGCAAAAUGUGUGGAACUGUAUUCACAGGUGCUAGUAGGUUCCGGUGUAGGCAGUGCAGUGCUGCCUAUGAUACUCUCGUUGAGCUUACCGUCCAUAUGAAUGAAAGUGGCCAUUACCAAGAUGACAACCAUAAAAAAGACAAGCACAGGCCUACCAGCUAUUCCAAGCCCCGCAAAAGGGCCUUCCAGGACAUGGAUAAAGAAGAUGCUCAGAAAGUUCUGAAAUGUAUGUUCUGUGGUGACUCUUUUGACUCUCUUCAAGACCUAAGCGUUCAUAUGAUCAAAACAAAACAUUACCAAAAAGUGCCUUUGAAGGAGCCGGUACCUACCAUAUCUUCCAAAAUGGUAACUCCAAAUAAGAAACGUGUGUUCGACAUUAAUAGGCCUUGCUCUCCAGAUUCAACCACUGGUUCCUUUGCGGACACCUUUUCUUCUCACAAGAAUGCCAAUCUGCAGUUAUCAUCUAACAAUCGUUAUGGCUACCAGAAUGGUGCCAGCUACACAUGGCAGUUUGAAGCAUGCAAAUCACAGAUUCUCAAGUGCAUGGAAUGCGGGAGCUCACACGAUACUUUGCAGCAACUCACAACCCACAUGAUGGUCACAGGUCACUUCUUGAAAGUCACAAGCUCAGCUUCCAAGAAAGGGAAACAACUUGUUUUGGAUCCCCUGGCUGUGGAAAAAAUGCAGUCGCUUUCUGAUGCAUCAGGCAGUGACAGCCAGCAUUCGAAACCCUCCAGUAAUUCAUCAACUGAUUCUGCAGCUCCUGCUUCAGAGCUAAAAAAAGAAAGUAAGCAAAAUAAAUCUGAGGAAGUGAACAAAGAUGAAAAAGUGGUAAAAAAUGAAGACUAUGAAGACGCUCUUCAAAAACCACUGGACCCAACAAUGAAAUAUCAGUAUCUCCGGGAGGAAGAUUUAGAAGAUGCUUCAAAAGGUGGUGGAGACAUUUUGAAGUCUUUGGAAAACACUGUCACCACAGCCAUCAAUAAAGCUCAGAAUGGAGCACCCAGCUGGAGUGCGUAUCCCAGCAUCCAUGCAGCGUACCAGCUCUCAGAAGGAACAAAGCCUUCCCUACCUGUGGGGUCUCAAGUUCUGCAGGUUCGACCAACAGUCACUAAUAAACUGAGGCCUAUUGCUCCAAAGUGGAAAGUGAUGCCUCUAGUGCCCGUGUCAGCUAACAUAGUCCAGUGCACUCAAUUGAAAAAAGAAGGAGACACCAAAAAGGAAGCUCAUAAGGACUACAUUAAAGAUGGCAACAAGACAGACUUGGGCCCUGCAUAUCAAAAUGAAGGAGACUCUCCUCCUCAGGCUGAAAUGUGCGUAGAGCCCAAAAAAUCAGAGCUAAGUCCUUUGAAGGAGGAACACAAGACAAAGGAAGAGGAAGAAAAAAUAAAUACAAAGGAAUCCGUGACAUCUCUCAGCAAUGGAUGCACCCCUGGGAACCACUCUUCAGAGCUGCCUGGCUUAAAUCCACUCAGUGCCCUGCAGUCUGUGCUGAACAACCAUCUGGGCAAAGCAAAUGAGCCUUUGCGACCUCAGUCAAACUCCAGCCCCAGUUCAAGUUCAACAUCUUUGUUCCACAAACCAAAUUUAAAUAUAAUAGAGAAGCCUGUUCUGUCUCCUGCUUCAGCGCCAGCAAAACCUGCAAGUGUUACAUCCAGGCAUUAUGUGUUUGAGAGCAACGAUCAGCCAAUUGACCUGACCAAAUCAAAGAAUAAGAAAGGGGAAUCUGUUCAGGCUCAAUCUUGCACUUCCCCACCUCAGAAGCAUGCUUUGUCUGACAUUGCAGACAUGGUGAAAGUUCUUCCCAAAGCAACAACUCCCAAACCUGCUGCUUCAUCCAGAAUCCCAUCAAUGAAACUGGAAAUAGAUGUUCGGCGUUUUGAAGAUGUCUCAACAGAAGUCUCCACUUUGCAUAAAAGAAAAGGAAGGCAGUCCAACUGGAAUCCUCAGCAUCUCCUGAUUUUGCAAGCGCAAUUUGCAUCCAGUCUCUUCCAAACAUCGGAGGGUAAAUAUUUAUUGUCAGAUCUGGGCCCUCAAGAACGUAUGCAGAUCUCCAAGUUUACUGGGUUGUCCAUGACUACCAUCAGCCAUUGGUUGGCAAAUGUCAAGUACCAGCUCAGAAAAACUGGGGGGACAAAGUUUUUGAAAAACAUGGAUAAAGGACACCCCAUCUUUUAUUGCAGUGACUGUGCAUCUCAGUUUAGAACCCCAUCAACAUAUAUCAGCCAUUUAGAAUCCCAUCUAGGUUUCCAAAUGAAGGACAUGAACAAGCUGGCCGUGGAGCAGCAAACCAAGGUAGAGCAAGACAUUUCCAGAAUUUCAGUUCAGAGAUCUCCUGAAACAAUAGCUGGAGAAGAGGACACAGACUCUAAGUUCAAAUGUAAGUUGUGCUCUCGGACAUUUGUGAGCAAACAUGCUGUAAAACUUCAUCUAAGCAAAACACACAGCAAGUCACCAGAACAUCAUUCACAGUUUGUAGCAGAAGUGGAUGAAGAAUAACUCCUAAGGUAUGCAUGCCUUAACUGCAAAAGAAAAAAAAGUGUUUUAAUAUGAUGUUGAUCAAAGGAGGGCUCUUAAAGCACUUCUGCUUUAUUUAAAAAAAAAAAAAAGAAACUAUUAUGUUCCAGGAUGCCAAUUUCUUUCCAAACACUGGCUUCUCUGUCUGUAAUUGUUGCAUGAUGGGACAAAUUUUGCAUGGACAGCUGCUUCCAUCAGCCUGUUUCCAUGAUGGAAAAACCUUUACUCUUUGCAUUUUUCCCAGUCAUGUGCUCUUAAAGGCAAAGAAACCUCUGCCAAGACAAGAUUUGGCACUCUUGCUUGCUAUUGAUACCAUGUUCCUAUUUAGCUAACCUAACCCUGUAAUCCUUCAAUAGAAAAGCAAAGCAUGCUGGACAUUUCAUUCUAAUGGUCCCCAAUGAAAUUGUGUUUGCUUAUAGUAUUUGAAGCAACUAUGUCCCCCUUUUGUCUGAGCACAACAGCAAGAGUCACUACAAACUGAUGUUUCAGUGUCCAGUUUUCAAUAAUGGGAUUCCUCUGCUUAAUUUUAAUACCUUAUGAAUUCAAGAGCCUUUUGUUUCUCCUUUCACUGCUCAUUGCUGGUGAAAUAUCAAGCCUGUUUUGGGGAUUGCUGCCUAGAACCUAUGGAUCAACAAGAACAGUCUUGUCCUUCUACUUUCUUUGGAUACAAGGUUAUUAAGAGGAUCCAAAAGUCAGUGGUAGAGAUAAGUCCCAGUGUGAGGUUCAGCCCCUGCUAUCUCCAGCUGAUGUGUCUCAUCAGAUCAUAACUCUCGGAAAGGCAUUCUCAACAGGCAAGGCUGAAUCGCAUUUGCAAAGCUGUUGCCAGUCUGAUAGAUUCAAACAUAUGUUUUCACCUCCAGAUUUCACCAGCCAUUAGGAUGAUAGUGGUCAGAUAUGACCCAAAGACAUUCAAAAACCCAACCUAUAGCUAUCAGGGAAUACUCCAAAACAGUUUUCUUCUUCUCUUUUUCAUCUUCUUUACUUUAAGAUCCCCUAAUCUAGGGUUAGGCAACAUUUUUGGGCUGGGGGCAAAUGGUGAUAGCAUGUGGUAGGCACAUUCACAAAAUGGCUGCCAUGAGAGAUUGGUCUUUUCGUAAAAUGGCUGCUAUGACAGGGAUGGAGAGUCCCAUGAAUCCAUUCACUAGAAGGUAAUUAGCAAUGAACAGGUUCUUGCGGGACCCAAAGGUAUUCCUAUAAAUAAUUAUUAUGCUAGAGGCUGGUGUUUUGCUUUGCAGCAUGUUCAUCUUCUAUUAAAUUUAUUUUAUCAAAAUAUUCUUUUUUUAAAAAAAAAGAAAAAUCACAUGGGAUAGGCAGCUUAACAGGGACCAAGGGAUGCAUCUGUAGUCAUGCUGGUAUCUGGAGGCAACACACGGAUUAUCCUGAUUUAAUAGGAAACAACUGGUGCUCAGCUGAUUGGAAAGUGGUAUCAGUCUACAGUCUGCUUCAAAAGUACAGAGAAGGGAAACACAAGUUACUGUAUUUAUUUAGACUGUGCAAAUGUUCAUUGCAUCAAUUCAAAUUACCAAGUCUGAUGAUUCAGUGUGUGAACUUGAUUCAGAUUGAAUCAAAGAAUACAAUUCGAUUUGGGGGAUAAAAAAGUUUUCUGCACAUGCACGGUCAGAUUUCUGACCCAGUUCAUACUUUCAGAUUUCAAACUCCAUUUGUUUGUUCAAACUGAUUCAACAAUUCAGAUUGAAUUGAGCUUAUUCUUUGAAUUGAUUUGACAAAUCAGAGCAGACCCUCUUUGCACAGGCCUAAUAUUUAUUAGGUUUUAUAGUGCUUUUCUACGUCUGACAUGCUUUAGCAUAAAAUAAAAACCAAUCAAAAACAAAACAGUAAAAUACUGUAAUAAUAAUAAAACUACUUGAAUAUCAAUUUCUCGCACUUCUUGCUAUUGUCCUCCAGGGAGAGAUGCAUAUUACUCCCCUUCUCUGUAUAAUACAUGGAAGCACAAAGAGAGAAAAUACAAAAUAAUACACUUCUUCCUUCUAGGUGGCUUCACUUAACUGAAAUGUACCUGCAGACCCUCCUGUUAGGGCUUCCGCAGGCCUCGGAAAGCCUGCGGGUUCUCAUCCCUUGCCUAGAUUCCCAAAUGCAACUGAGAACUUGAACAAAUCCUUUAUUUUCCUUGCAUGUUUGUUUGAUAUUUGCCACCUACGCUGCUCUUCACACUCAGGUAGAGGAAAAGAAAAAACACCGAGGUUUUUCACAGUCUUCAAUUUGGAUAGCCAUAAUUUUCAGAACCUAAAUUCUCUCUGAAGGGAAGCUGAAUCUGUCAAGUAGACCGAAGUUUAUGUUAUACGCUGAAAGUCUGCAUUUCAAAACGCUUGGUUAUUUAGUGAUUCUUCUAGAUAAAUAUAUGGCUUCAUAGAUCCAUUUGUGUAAUAAUAAAUUCCUUUGUCACAUACAAAUGCACACAGAAGUCUCCCUCUUUAAUUAUUUUGGCUGAUCUGAGUGCUCUUUGAAGUUUCUUUCUUCCUUUGUAAUCGGGUAGAAACAAAUCAGCACAUUGUUUAAUAGCAACCUGGAGUGUGAAAACUUCUUGAACAGUGAGC